AGGAGAGAGUGGGGAUAUCCCUUGCGGUUUUUUGUUAUUGUUAAUCAGCUGUUGGGGCUGCUUUUAACCCGUUAGUUGCUUUUACUUGCGCGCUCUCUCUCUCCGUUCUCCUCUCUUUGAGCUUUGCUCCAACUGCGCCAACGACUUUGCCUUUGCGCUGCUUUAGCUUCAUUUGCUUUGGUCGCCGCCUUUCAGUUACAAUUCGUAUUCCAAUUGGAACGCCGCGAUUUUCCUGCGUGCUCUCUGGUUUUCCGUUUUCCUCGCGCUUUUCUUCGCGUCUCGCCUGGCUGCAUUUGUAUUGGUAUUUGCAAUUGUUUCGCAUGCAAUUUGUUUGUGCAAUUCGGAAAAUUAUGAAAAGUUAAUCAACGGAAAAAAACAACAUAACAAGCCGAAUCGUAGAAUAAAAGUAAUAUUUUGGCAGGCGAACAAAUUGCAUUUGACCCGCUUAAAUCGUGUUAAACUCAGUUUUUAGUGUGCUUUUCAUGUUUCUAAUUUGCCCAAAAACUGCGAAAUGACCUUCGAAUGUUGUUAGUUGUUGCUUUUGUCUCUUUUGUACAUUUUCGGUGCGUGUAAUUCGGUCGACAGAGACGCCGGCUGCGACGUCGACUGCAAGCAACAACAAAAAGAAAUAAACACAAAAAAAUAAUUAGCCCAGCGUCAUCAAGUUUUAAUGAUCGAAAUGACGUUAUAUAAUCUGUAAAAGAGCCAAGAAAAACCACACAAAAAAUGCAAUCAAGCCAAUUGUCAGUUUUGAGAUUCUUGCGGUUAAUUUAAUUAAGUGAUUAGAUCACUGCCAUAUGCAAAUUAGAAUAAGUUGUGGAAGAAACAGAACGCCUUUUAAAAGUCAUCUUCUUUUUAAGGUUUUAAAUUUUUUUUAAUUUUAAAAUUUUGUUUUGUAUAAACUCAUGGAACAAAGUCAAAGUGUAAUAUAAUUGGAAGCACUUUCAGUUUUUCUUGGUGUCCCGGUGUCGUAUACGCAAUUUAUCGUAGUCUGCUUUUGCAAAGUGCUUAUCAAAAGUCUGAUAUGCUUGACAGCUGAAAAAUAAACAAAAAUGAGAUAAAAAAGAACGAAAUCGAAACUGAAAUUGAACAUUUUGAGAUUUGCAAUUGCCUGAAAAUGAAUUGAAUUUCCGAAUAAUUUGGGAAAAGCUAAAUUGUAAAAGUUUCACACAACUACAACGUUCUUAUUUUUAAAUGAUAAUAAUAAUUCCUACGAAUAAUGCUAGUUAACUAGCAACAAUAAGAAUAAAAAUAACAAGGGUCGGAAUUGAAAUAGCAGGAAAAAAAGGUGAUAAGCGAGAAGCAAAAAGGGGAAACGCAAAUUUGUGAGAAGCCAAGGUGAUAAAAAUAAAGGCAAUUAAAGUGGUCAGAUAAGGAGAAAAGGGGAAGAGGUUCGAAAUCGCAAUUCGUUUGCUAAGCGGUAGCGAAAAAUGUUAUAAACAAUUAGGAAGUCGAAAGCAAAGUAAAGGGAAAAACUUAUUGUCAAUUAUAGAUUAGAUGAACAUUUCGUUUACGAAAAUAUUUUUAUCAUUUUUCUUUGAUUUUUAUAUGAUACCAAAUAUUUCUGCCCUGUAAUUUAAAGCAUAAUGUAUAUUUAUUAAAAGAACUGUAAUUAGAAAACUGACCACAAAAUAGAGAGCGACACAUUAGAGAGUGAAUUGGGCAGAGUGAAAGAGUACUUUUAUUUCUGGUAUUCAGAACGUAACCCAUUUGGCGAUGAUGACUGUUCCGUUCUGUCAACAUCCGCGGCAGCUGUUGAAUUAAGCUUAUUAAAUUUCUGUUGUUUUUAGCAAAAUGUUAUACCCCACAACGGCAAUUGACAUUUACAGUGAAAUAAAGUGAGACGGGGGAAAAUAAAAAUAAAGCCAAUAAAAAAGCGAAUCGUAACGAAAAGCUGACCAAAACAAACGGCAAAAACAAUGUAAUUGUUGAAAUGUAAAUCGCCGCCGAGUGCAACGUAAAAACAACCAAGUAAACAAAAGCCGAAAAAAAAACACCAGCACAAUAGCCAGUGAAAAGCGGGUGGAGAAGUGAGAAAAAUUAGUGGAAAAUCGGGUAAAAUAAUGCGGCAUUUAAUCAUGACCCCGGCGUCGCUGUCGGCGUCGACGCCGACGCUUUCCACGCUGCAUCACCAGCGAAUGGCGCUGCAGUCGCAGUCGCAGUCGCCGCUGGCGUCGCCGUUAACCCCAUCGCCAUCAUCGGUCUUCGGCUCGCCCAAGUUCCCAGCGAAUUACGAGCGCAGCGAAAAAAUAAAACUCAAAAAGGUCUUGGGCCUGACUGUGUGCAGCAAUGCGGCUUUGGAUGUGUCCCCAGUCAGCGGCCUGCUGGCCUAUCCAGCUGGCUGCACCGUGGUGCUGUUCAACGCGAAGCGCCAGACGCAGGCCUACUUGGUCAACACCUCCCGCAAAGCAUUCACCUCCGUGGCAUUUUCGCGAUGUGGUCGAUAUGUGGCCACCGGCGAAUGUGGCAUCAAUCCGGCGAUCAAAGUCUGGGAACUGGAAACGCCCAACGGAAGUCUGGAGCACUGCACCGGCGGCAGUGUUGUGGCGGAGUUUGUGGACCACAAAUAUGCCGUCACCUGUGUGGCCUUUUCGCCGACGGGCAAGUACCUGGUUUCGGUGGGCUCCCAGCACGACAUGAUUGUCAACGUGUUCGACUGGCGGGCCAACCUCAAGAUGGCCUCGAAUAAAAUCAGCUCCAAGGUGGCCGCCGUGUGUUUUGCCGAGGAUGGCAGCUAUUUCGUCACCGUGGGCAACCGCCAUGUUAAAUACUGGUAUCUGGAGGGAGGAAGAAAGUACAAGGAUCCCAUUCCCCUGAUGGGACGCAGCGCCAUUCUGGGCGAUUUGCGGGACAACGACUUCUGUGCAGUGGCAUGCGGCAAGGGAAUCGCUUCGGAGAGCACGUACGCCAUCACGCGGCAAGGACAUUUGGUAGAGUUCAGCUCACGCCGCCUUUUGGACAAGUGGGUGCAGUGCCGCACCACCAACGCCAACUGUAUCUGCGUGAAUGAGAGAUUCAUCCUUGUGGGCUGUGCCGAGUCCAUCAUUCGUAUCUUCAACGCAGCCACGCUCGAGUACGUGACCACUCUGCCCAGGACUCACUACUUGGGCGUGGAUGUGGCCCAAGGCAUCCAGAUCAACCACAUCAUGUCGGUGCCGCAGCAGGCCAAGUUUCCCGACUGCAUUGCCAUGGUGUUCGACGAACAGCGUUGCAAGGUGAGCUGCGUUUACAACGAUCACUCCUUGUACAUCUGGGAUCUGCGCGACAUCUCACGCGUGGGCAAGUCGCACUCGUUCCUGUACCAUUCCACGUGCAUCUGGGGCGUGGAGACAGUGCCAUAUAAUGUUGAGCGGGAGCCAUCGCAAACACUUCCGGAGGAGUGCUUCGUCACCUGCUCCUCGGACGACACGAUCCGCGUUUGGGGAUUGGAUGGAUGCACCAAUAACGAUAUUUACCGAAGGAACAUCUACUCCAAGGAGCUGCUGAAGAUCGUGUACAGCGACGAGGAGCUGCAGUUCAUCAAGGAUCAGGGAUCUUCGCUGUUUGAUAAAGCCGGAAAUUCCUCUUAUGAUGGAAGGAAUGGGGUGCGUUGCAUCAAGAUCAGUCCGGAACUGCAGCACCUGGCCAGUGGAGAUCGGUGCGGCAACAUACGUGUCUAUAGUCUUGUCAAUCUACGCCUGCUCACCACCAUCGAAGCCCAUGAGUCGGAGGUGCUGUGCCUGGAGUAUUCUAAUGAACGGAUCGAGCGAAAGUUGCUAGCCAGUGCCAGUAGGGAUCGUCUGAUCCACGUUUUUGAUGUGGCCCAGAAUUACUUGUUGCUACAGACGCUGGACGAUCACAGCUCCUCGAUCACCUCCAUUAAGUUUGUGGGUGCCGGACUCAACUUCCAGAUGAUUAGCUGCGGGGCCGACAAGUCCAUUAUGUUUAGGAGUUUUCAGGGAAACAUCUUUAUGAGGGGUACCAACACCUCCGGAAAGACGACGCUGUACGACAUGGAGGUGGACUCGAAUUCCAAGCACAUCUUGACCGCCUGUCAGGACCGCAAUGUGCGAGUCUACGGAACUCAGAAUGCCAAACAAACAAAGACCUUCAAGGGCUCCCAUUCAGACGAGGGAAGCCUGAUCAAGCUGAGCCUCGAUCCCAGUGGCAUCUAUGUGGCCACUUCGUGCACGGAUAAAACCCUGGCCGUAUAUGAUUACUACUCCAGCGAGUGCAUGGCGAGGAUGUAUGGUCACAGUGAACUGGUCACGGGUCUGAAGUUCACCAACGAUUGCAGACAUUUAAUUUCGGCAAGUGGUGAUGGUUGCAUUUUCAUCUGGCAAGUGCCACACGAUAUGAUUGUGACCAUGCAGGCGAGGAUGUCACAACAGCGUCUCAGAUCGGGUCAUGCUCCGUUGCCACGCCCCCUGGCGCCCAUUUCACCACCGGAUGGGAUAGUCCUCGAUUCUCCUACCAGUGAAAUAGAGCAGCCGCAAUUGCAGCCCAAGUUUGGAGUGGCCGAGAGGUUCUCCGAUGUGGGUCAACUGCCGCAGUGGGCGAUGCGUAAAGCAGCAGCGGAUUCGGAUAGUGGAGCUCUGUCCAUACCCACACCCAGUGGUGGAUCCACGAAUGUACCUGCCAUGCACGCCGCUUCAUCGAUGGGAAAUCUGAGCUCAUCACCGAGUCAACAAAUGCCCGGAUUGGCACCCAGAGCCAGGGGAAGAUGGGCCCAGAGGAGCACUCAACUGGAAACCGCCGAGGACCUGCGUUCCAACUCAGAAAGUCCCCUGGGAACAGUGUCCUCUGUAGGUGGUCACAGCGGUGUAAAUGUCCAGACCUCUGAUUACAAUAGUGCCUCUUCCAAGGACAUUACGUACAAUCAAACCUACUUGAGCGAGGACUCCUCCAUCGAUUCCGGAAUGGAGACGCGAAGGGGUGAACUCAAGUUUAUCGGCAGCAGCAAUAACGGAACGGUGGUCACUGUGUCCUCCGUUUCCGCGAUGGCUGUUUCUGCCUCCAAUGGUGCCAUGUCAACGGGUUCUGGAGCUGCUCAGCAGCGUCUCCAGCUGCCGGAUAAGCGACUAAAGCCGGGUCUGCGAUUCGAUACCCACACCCACGAUCACGAUGGGGAUGUGGAGGAUAUCUCGGAUGGAGAGAGAACUAGCUCCGAUCAUGGAAUGUUCUACAACAACCUUGCGCCCAGCACGCCGACAGAUUUCAAGGUGACGGCCAUGAACGAGGAUGAGCUGCGCAAGUCGGUGCGCCGUCAGAAGUUCGAGAAGUCCGGCCUUCAGCUAACCCCAUCGGCGCUCAGCGGAAAUGGAAGUUCGCAUACGGCGAGCACCGGAACAGGAACUGGGACCUCCGAUACCGAAGACGAGGGCUCUACGCCCAGUGCCGAGAAUGCAGAGCGCUCACUGGCCUCCACGCUGGGCGGCAGCUCGGAAAAUCUACCCCAGAGCAGCAACAACAGCUUCCUGCAUGCCGCUUUACCCGAAGGACCGGGAUUAACAACGCCCAUGGAAAGGGGUGGCAGCAGUCGCCGCAGCAUCAGCGCCAAGCACAACACGGAAAAUGGGAAAAGCGUGGCUGCCCCGCCCACCAUCACCAAGUCGUAUACGAGCACCAAAAAGGAGGAGCUGCUGCAGGUCAUCAACAAGGUCAAGCAGCAACUGGAGAAUGGUACGCGCAAAAAUGGCAACUCAAGGUUGAAUGCUAUAGCCGAGGUAGGCCAUAGACCCCUUCGGGGAAGCCAUAGCAUAUCGGACCUGAGUCUGGCUGCCAAUUUGGAUGGCUCGAGGAGUGCGGGCGGAGGACCAGGACGUUACACAAAGCCGGUUGCUUCCCAUGACACUUCGCAGUGUAUUAGCUCCCAAAACACAACAGCAAAUGCUGCAACUACGAACAUCCAGCAACAGCCAAUGCAGCAGCCAUAUCAAAUAACAAAGGAGCAACAUCAGCUUUAUACUCCUCCUGCUUCCCAGCAUUUCUUCAAUUGUGCUGCCCCAAAGUCCAAAUUGCAACAGAAUUUCCAGACCAUGCGACAGGUUCAACAACAUUAUCCUCCCUAUCCCCAUCAUGUGGGUGUGCACCAGAUUCAUCCACCACCUGGCGUUCCAUUUGCUGGAUCUGCAGGGGGAUCCUCAUCUGCAAUGCGUUCGCAUUCCCAGCAGCAACAUCAUAAUCAUCAUCAGCAGCAGCAAAUGCAGCAGCAACAGAGGGUUAAAAGAAAUCCAGCUGGGAACAAUAGACGCACGCCUAGUAUUUUAAAACACUAUAAAUCCUGUCCAGUAUCGCCAGUCCACGAAGAAGUUGAAUGGUCUGCCGAGGGAAAUGAGAGAGGAGCUCUACUUGGAGAACCAAAGAGGCACUCGGUUUAUGCAGAUGAUGCGAGAACCAUUUUGGAUAUGAUCCAUGCAGAUACGGAAAAGAUGAUCGAUGAGAUCACCCGGAAGUAUGGAGAUUUGGAUGAGCCCAGUAUUCCGGCUUCGUACUCCAUGCCAGCGAAUCUGAGAGGGUUGGGAGGACUGGGUUCCACUGGUGAUUCCACGCCCACGGGCAGAACCACACAGUAUUAUGUUUACAGGGAGUUCUAUCAAUGCGAGAGGAAGGUAUCCCUCUCGGAUAUCCUGCAACCUGAGCAAUUUGCGGCCAGUCAGAGGAGAUUGGACGAGGCCAGGUUCCUGGAGACCCAACGACAUUCCAGCGCCAGUUUUUUCCUCACCGGUCAGCAGAGUCAGGAGUCUUUAUCCCUACUUUCCGAUGGCGAUGGCCCGGGAAGUUGUUGCAACAGUCUGGAGAGCGUUCUGUCGGACGAAAGUGAUUGCCAGAGUGCUCCUCUGGAGUAUCCCCAAACCCAGGUGGCUGUUCUCCAGCAGCGCCAUGCUGGCAUCCGGAACUUUAUCAUCCACGGUCCAGUGUCUAAGUCCUAUGGAAAUAGCCCAAAUGCCUAUGGCAGCUUCGAUUACUACAUGCGACAGCAACAUUCAACGGCAACGGAUAGUUUCGAUGUGACCGGCUACAAUCUGGAGCCACUGAAACCACUGCCCAGUUCGAAGACAUAUCCCAGAAUAGCUCAGGUUCAGGCCUCGGAAAAUAUACCCACUCUGCGGUCGAAGAACAAGCAAUAUAACUCAGGUGUUAACAAGUCCUUAAGUACGGACUUUGCACAACAGCGACAGCAGCGGAACUCGAAUCCCAUGCAAACAGGGAACAAUAUGUUUGUGCGAAAGCCACUGAAACCCAAGCCACCAGUACCGGUGAAGCCACAAAACCUAGUCAGCACUUUGAGCCACAUGGAAAAGCAGCAAAAGCAGCAGCAGAAAUCCCAGUCCAGAACUGCCAGUGUAGUGCAGCAAUUUGAGCACAAUUUGCAGAAGUUCGAGAAGGAAAAGCAAAGGGAAAGGGAUCAGCAAAGAAGGCCGGCGAUGAGGAGUUCCGUGAGUUCUGGUGCUCUGGCCGGAGGAUCUGCAACCCAGAGUUGUUUGAAGAAAGUCUCCCGUUUUGAUACCAGCGAGAGCAGUCGUCGAGCCACUAGUGUGAGGCAAAAGAGUAGGCCAAAGAUCUCCGUGCGCUUCAAUACAGUCUCGCAGAUCAAGUAUACGCCCAGUGCCAAAAGGGAAAGGCAGGCGAGAGAGGAAGAGCCACCGGAAAUGGAAGUGGGCAGCCUGCCCAGCGAUUAUGGAGAGCGCAGUUUCGAAAUGUACUUCACUGAAAACGGAAAUGCCCCAGAGAAUUUGGAAAAUAUGCAGACCCUAAAACUCUAUACCAAACCCCAACUGCAAGCUGUGGUAGACGAGAUCCAGCAAGAGCGGGAAAAGUACAGGAAAAACCUAGACAACGCUGGGAAAAUCAGUGGGAAAGGGGGAAGUGGAAAGGGAAAGGGAGCAGGCAGCUCCACCAGCCAUCAGUGCCAGAAUAUAGCCAAAAAGAUCGAUAUUAUCGAAAAGCUAAUCGCCAUGGAGGAGAACAAAAUGGAGCAAAUACGUUUGGCCACCGAAUCUCGUCUGCGGCCCUUCAACUGCAAUGCCAAAGAAAAGGGUUAUGUGAAAAGUUUGACCAUGAACUUUGACAUGCUGGCCAGAGGAGAGGAACCGACAGAGGACGAGGAGUUGACCUCCAAAGAUGCCUCGGAUCUGUGUGCCUAUGCCAGGAAUAUCCGCAGAAAUUGCAGUUUGCCGGAUGUCCUGGAGAGCACCGAUUUCACUGGUAUCUACAACAGCCAUGACGUGGAGUUGGCCAAGGAGGUGAUUGCGGAUGAUGAGGGAGCAAGUCCAGAGAUCACUUCAAAUAAUGCUGAUCACGAUGACAUGGGACCGACUGUUGUUUUGAGGAUGGAGCCAGGCAAUCCCAAAACGCUCAAUCCCAUGCCCAUCGAGGAGUCCUCCAUACGCCGCGCCUGCUCGCUGAGCGACCUGCACAUGGGCAACUUUGGCAAGCCUGGAAAAUCGAAUGGCACACCGCAAAAGCCACAGGCUCAGCACCGAAAUGGCAAUGUCUCACGUUCGGCCAGCAAAAGAAACAGUCUGCAGGGCAAGACUGGAUUGGGUGCCUCCAGCAACUCAAUGAACGUCCUCAAUCAGGGUAGCGACUCGGAACCCGAGGACAGCAAUCGGUUGCGUAGUGCCAGCAACGGACAGGGACGCAGUAAUGGACCGAUUGCUGCCAAUCGCCAAUACAGCAACAAGAUCAACAAUGUCAAUAACAAUCGUCGAAAGACACCAAACUUUAGCAGUGCCACACCCAUGCAGGACGACUCCAGUUCCGAGGAGACGCCCAAUAGCACUGUCAACAAUAAGCCCAUUGUGCCACCGAGGCCAAGGAACUUGGCCUUCGAUCACAAGAACAAGCUGAUGAUCAACAAUAUUGGCAGCCCCGGCGGAAAUGCCAGCAAGCAGAGGAGUGGAGUGACCUCCACGGAGGAUUACGAGGGCACAGAUCCCGAAGCCCAAGUACACAAUGUGAUCAAUAAACUUUACACGACAACCCAGGCAGCCAUGCAGCUACAUGCGAAUCUAAAGAAUUCGCUGCUGCUAAAGGAACUGGAGAACGCCCUGAUCAUGUCCAGGAAUAUGCUCAGCAGCAUCACCAAUAGACAAGCGGAGAAGACAAGCAAUGGAGGCGGAAUGGGCGGGGGAAUGGGAGUGGGAGGUGGUGGGGGAUUGAACCACGAUCAGCUGAGCGCUGACAACGGAGACUAUCUGAUGAUGGUCAACAACUGUGCCGAUCUUUUAAGCAAUUUACGCACGAAGCACAAACCCGAUGACUGUGAGAAUAACUCCUAGUGUGUAGAGCUUAGGCUAGACUAAAUGACUAAAAACGAUGGCAGCUGAUCUGCGGGAGGAACUAACCAACACCUAUUUAUUUAACUGAAACCACACACACAGGCGAAUGGCAAACAGAUCAAGCAACCAACCACUAAUUUGUAAUUAAUAACCAUUCACAGUUGAUGUAAAUUUAUUCUUUUAGUAAAUAGAUCAAGUUGCGUAGCGCUAAGUUUUCUGUUUCGUUUUUUGUGCGCGUGUGCAUUUCUUUUAACAAUAAUUUAUAUGGCAACAAAAUGCGUUUAGCUUGAAUUAAAUUCUGUAAAUGUUAAGUUUAAUAAGCAGUUUUUGUACGUGUUAAGUGUUAUUUGAGUUUAAGGCGUCGAUGAAACGGAAUGUCCACAAAUGGUGUGUCGAGCGAAUUGUUACAAAGUGCGCUUAGUCUAUGCCUUUUUUCUGUAUGAUUUAUAAUCUUUAUUUUGUUUGUAUUCUGCUUGUGAAUCAGUCAAAAUGUAAAAGACAGAACUACGAGAAAUGUGUGUCAAAUUUGAAUAUUCCAAAAUUUCAAUUUAUACCCUUAUACUAUGUAUGCCUACUCACGUUAAACUUAUACGCAUCUAGAAAUGCCACAAAUGAUUAUCUGAAAAAUGAUUAUGUGAAGAAUCGCAGAUAUUUCAGACUUUUGAUCAGAGCGAAAACAAAUCUAUUCCCAAACACUUUGUUCUGUAAUUAUUUUGUAUUAGUUAAUUAUUCGAUUGUAUUUACAACAAUUAUAACACUACCUAUAAAUAUACAUAUAUACCUAGAUAUGAACUUGAAUUAGUCCUAAAAUUUACAUUACAAUAAUUUACAACUAAACGAAAUGUAUUAAAAUUAACUUCAAAUAGGAAAAAACCAACAUUACGAUUAAUUAUGCUAUCUAAACACAGAACUAAACUAAAAAACUAAUUCAAAGCGAAAAUAAUACAUAAUGCAUAAUUUUUGAAAACAUUAAACUACGUUUCUAUUUCUUCACGCCUGUUUUCUGUUAACAACAAAAUCGAGAAGCCCAUUCCGUUAACAACUAAAUCCUGAGGCCCCUUGGACUUAUUGCUUAAAUAUUUUUGUUGAUUUGGCAGCCAAGAUUUUGGGGCCUUACAAACUAAAUUCCCCAGAGAUCUGGCCAUAUGCAAUCGUCAUAUGGCACCAGGAUUCCCAAAAAAAACAACUCACGAUGUAUAUAGGAUGGGCAGCAUCUGGAACCAAAUAAUAUCCUCAUAUUCACUCGACUAAUAUAACUAACUGGCAGGAAUUGUGUAUUGUGUAACAUUUAAGAAAUAUUGAAAGUCGAAUAAUAAAAAAUAAUUCAACGUUUA
Molecule: messenger RNA, 10597 nt
Organism: Drosophila rhopaloa
Lineage: Eukaryota; Metazoa; Arthropoda; Insecta; Diptera; Drosophilidae
Gene: Wdr62
Product: mitogen-activated protein kinase-binding protein 1
Exons: 19
Coding region: 2064-9263 (2399 amino acids)
Biological process (GO): mitotic spindle organization; regulation of mitotic cell cycle
Cellular component (GO): mitotic spindle
Molecular function (GO): protein binding
Source: RefSeq, a predicted model, not a curated record